Musca domestica (house fly) is the source of this 321-nucleotide messenger RNA. RefSeq lists its product as uncharacterized. The record is from RefSeq and is a predicted model, not a curated record. Bases 1 to 321 code for a protein of 106 amino acids. Lineage: Eukaryota; Metazoa; Arthropoda; Insecta; Diptera; Muscidae. The transcript has a single exon.
AUGAAAAUCUUUAGCAUUUUGGGAGCCCUAUCUAUUGGCAUUAUGGCCGUAAGUGCUGGAAAAUAUGGUGCCGGUGCAGGAAUUGGUGGCAGUCUCGGUGGUGGUCUGGGAGCUGGAAUUGGGGCCGGAAUUGGUGGCUCUUCUGCCAUUGCCAAUUCAAAUGCCAAUGCACACUCACUUGGAGGUCUUGCUGGUGCUCAGGCUGUGGCUAGUGCUGAGGCAAAUGCUAAUGCCGGUGCUGGAAUUGGUGGCAGUCUUGGCGGUGGUAUUGGAGCUGGUAUUGGCGGUGGCCUUGGCAAGAAAGGUGCUUAUAAAGGCUAA